AUGUCCAUCACAACGGACUCAUCUACGCUGCGUUGGCGGCUGCGUGGCUCGUCUACUGGCACUGCACCAGUCGGCCUGACCCUCCCUGUGUCUUGCGGAGAGCUUCGCGCGCAUCUAAAGCUGCAGAUGGGAGUAGCUGCUCUCCCGGCUAUUGACUUGCUGCUAUCUCUUGAGGAGUCUCCCGAUGAGGUCCUGGCAGAUAGCAUGCUACUGCACCAGCCGCUGUGCAUCCUCGUACAGCGGAAGCCUGCCGCAGCCGCCGCCGCUGCACAGCGCGAAGCAGAAGCGAAGUACCAACAGCACAUGCUCGAUCAGCAGCAAGCAGUCAGCUCCUCAGAGCAGCGCGAUGAGGCUCCUACUGGUGUCGUUCCCAGUGCUGCUGGUUCGAGUGGUGCGGGGGCAUCCUUGGUAGCAGCAGCCAACUCCACCAGCAUGCCCUAUCUAGGCAGCGAAGACGCUACACCUGGAGCAGCAGCAGCAGCCACAGAUGAGGAGCGGCUGCUGCUGCAGGCAGUGCUCGACGUGCACGAUACUCGCAAAGGCUUUCUCAGGGGAGAGAGCAGCAGCGCCAACAGUAGGACCCAGGGCAGCCACAACCUUAUGUGGCUACGACCUCAGGAGGAAGGGGGCCCUGCCACGAGUUUCCCUUCUGCGUAUCGCUCUCACAGCAGCAGCAGCAGCGGCGCUGCAGCUGCUGCAGCGCGGCAGCACCAGCAGCAGGUGUACCAGCAACAGCAGCAGCAUUAUGCGGCAGCAGCAACAGCAGUGCCCCCUGAUUACAUAUGCCACAUGUGCGGUGAAAUGGGGCACCACAUCAAGAACUGCCCCAAGUCUGCAGAUGCUAAGCAGCAGAAGAAGAUUAGACCAGCGACAGGCCUUCCGUCCUCCUUUCUGAAAGACAUCGACCCAUCUGAAAUCCACAAGCACCAGGAAGUGUACAUUAAGAAAGAUGGCAGCUUUGCUAUUUUGAAGACGGGGACCAUCGGCGGAUUGUCCGUUCUGGGGUCGUCGCUCGACGUGCGAAUACAGCGCCACGUAGGUGGAGCCUCGCAUCUCAAAUGCGGGUGCUGCGGUGCUCUAUUCAGGGCACCCACGCUGACUCCUUGCUGCGGUGAGACCUUUUGCAGAUCGUGCAUCAUCCUGUACAUGCAGCAGCACCCUGCUGCUGCUGCCAGCAGCAGCAGCAGCGGUGCUGGAGGAGGCCUUUCAGGCCUGUGCCCUGGAUGCAACACGGCAAUUGCUGCAGCUGAUCUUGCUGCUAACACCGUGCUGCAGCAGAGUGUUGACACUGUCACUUGCACCAACACGCCUCGCUGGCCAUGGCAACAGCAUUCGCACCAGCAGCAGGAUGUGGCAGCUCCCAGUGCAUCAGCGGGGGUAUUCACAAAGAGCGAGAGCCCGCAGCCGGGAUCGCUUGCUGAUUUACUCUCCAGAAGAAGGCCAUUGGCGACAUCUACCCAAGACGCUCCAGAAGCUGCACCAGCGGCAGCAGGAACAGCCGAGGUGUCUGAAGUCUUGGUGAAGGUGAAGGCCGAACACUCGGAUCCCUCUCAACCCGUUGAUGCAUCAGCGCCAACAGCAACACAAGCUCCAUCUAUGCCACCGACUGCAACGGAAGCGCCUCUUCCGGCUCCAGAAGAGGCCAACGACCAGGGGCAUACAGCAGCAGCAGAUGCAGCAGUGGUGCCCGUGAUAGCCGUUACGGCAGAAUCAGCAACAGUGAAAGAAGCGGCCUCGUCAAAUGGGGGAGAAGAAGAGACUCUUCCAGAUAUUAGGGACCUGCUGCACUUCAAUAUUCCAGUGGAACAAAUUGUUGAGCAACACCGCAUUGCCGCAUCGCAAAUAAGGGCAUACAGAGAGAAGCGGAAGGCUGCGGUAGCAUUAGGAGCAGGCUGCUAA
Messenger RNA from Cyclospora cayetanensis, 1899 nucleotides. RefSeq lists its product as uncharacterized. Gene Ontology annotation, molecular function: ubiquitin protein ligase activity; single-stranded DNA binding; zinc ion binding. The transcript is spliced from 4 exons. The record is from RefSeq and is a predicted model, not a curated record. The coding region runs from base 1 to 1899 and encodes 632 amino acids. Lineage: Eukaryota; Apicomplexa; Conoidasida; Eucoccidiorida; Eimeriidae. Gene Ontology annotation, biological process: DNA damage tolerance; protein monoubiquitination.